This is a messenger RNA of Penicillium mononematosum, 654 nucleotides long. RefSeq lists its product as uncharacterized. The transcript is spliced from 5 exons. Bases 1 to 654 code for a protein of 217 amino acids. NCBI's taxonomy places the organism in Eukaryota, Fungi, Ascomycota, Eurotiomycetes, Eurotiales, Aspergillaceae. The record is from RefSeq and is a predicted model, not a curated record.
AUGGCUGCGUCAGAAGAGGUCCUAAGGGCCUUCAAUGACAUCCUGGACAUCAAGGUGGCAUAUACAUGGGGACGAAGUCAGAUAUUAACGUUCAUGGGCCAUGUGGUGGCUAACGGGUUCUUGUAUGACAUACAAGACAGCGAGCUGCUAUCGCUCAAAGCGAUGGUCGACGAGAUCCACAUGCUCUGUCCCCCAGACGGAGCCACCUUCUCUGACCCAGUCAUGGAGCCUGCCCAGUCUACUAAACGGGCUCUCAACCCAAUCUGGCAGCGAAACGCCCCAUCACAGAGAUCGAAAUUUCUCCUUCAAACCCUCGUGCAUAACAAGGUGCCAUUCUCCGGAAUUUACGACAUACUUGGAUUGUUUUUAUCUUCCAUAGGCGCUGCUCCAAACCGCGCAACAUCCCGCAACUUCUAUCUGCCCAUGACGGCGAUGUAUGCCAAGUGGUGCAUUGCUUUAAGUGAGUUUGUCCCAAAGAAGUCGGUCCCGACGAUGUACAACUCCACGUGGGUGAAAGAUGGCCCGGGAAAAGGUCCGCUGGUGACACGUCCAUUGGGAACCAACUGUGGUUUGGACAUUGUGCUGAGGUUUACCCUCUACUACACAUAUUGCGAAAUAACCCAAACCCCACAGCUGUACAUGGCAUCGCAUUGA